UUCGCUCAGUACACGAUGGCCAAUCUCGACUACGCAGAAGAGAAAAUUGUGCAGGAGAAUGUAGCGAACGAGUCGGUGCCUUACACAGGAGCAGGAGAUCAGGUAGAUGUCUUUGGGGACGAAGAGCAACAUGAUAUCCGGUACAAGACUCUGAGCUGGCAGCUCGUCGCCGCACUCAUGAUCACGGAGAUCGUGAGCACAGGCAUGCUGACGCUCCCGAACGCCAUGGCAGUCGUGGGGAUCGUCCCGUCUCUCAUCCUGACGGUCUUCCUAGGCGUGUUCGCUUUGUACACCGCCAAGCUGCUCAUCGACUUCAAGCAUAACCAUCCGGAGGUGCACAACAUGGGCGAUGCCGGGUUCAUCAUGUUCGGCCCCGUAGGCCGCGAGAUCUUCUCCGUGGGCUCGCUGAUCUUCGCCAUAUUCUGCGUCGGGGCCCUCGUCCUCUCCGGGCAGCAGGCCCUCUCGGUGCUCUCGGACAACGGCCUAUGCGCGACAGUGUUGCUGGUGAUCUUCUCGCUCGCGACGUUCCUCGUCUCCCUCCCCCGGACGCUGGCGCAGCUCAGCUGGGUCGGGCUGCUGAGCGCGGCCUUUAUCGGCAUUUGUGGGUUGUCUGGUAUGAUCGGAGCGGGGGCGAACCCUGUCCCCGGCCGAGUCGUCGUUGCGACUGUCCCGAACAACUUUUACGAGGCCUUCCUUGCGAUUACUGGGCCUGUGUUUGCAUAUGCAGGCCAUUUCAGGUUCUUCGUCCUCAUUUCUGAGAUGAAGCGCCCAGAAGACGCUAUGAAGGCUGCUUGGGUGCUGCAAGGGUUCUCGACCACGUUCUACGCCGUUUUCAGCGUGGUCGUGUACGCGUAUAUCGGCAGCACCGUUGCCUCGCCCGCUCUCCUUUCGCUCCCUCCCAUCUGGGCGAAGGUCAGCUUCGCCUUCGGCUUGGUGAACUUCCUCAUAACAGGAGCGAUCUAUGCCCAUACCGCGGCGAAGCUUGUCUUCGUCCGCGUCUUCCGGGGCACCCACCACAUCUACACGCACACGGUGCUCGGCUGGUCGACAUGGGUCGGGCUCUGCUUUGCCUCUGUCGCGGUGUCCUUCGUGCUGGCGAGCGCCGUCCCCAUUUUCUCGUACCUCACCGGGAUCACAGCCUCGCUUUUCGCGUCGUGGUACACUUACGGAGUGGCUGGCUUCUUCUGGCUCUACGAUACCUUCCACCUCAAGGGAGGGCUUGAUGCGCUGAAGAGGAGGCGGCUCGGGACAUCGUUGGCUGUCGCGACCGUCCUCGCGGGGGCGUUCAUGUGUGUGGCCGGGACGUAUGUCUCAAUCAAGCUGAUCGCGGACGCGUACGAUGCAGGGCUUGUUGGAAAGCCGUUUACAUGUUAAUCGCACUCGAUUUGCUCUCCGUACGACUGAUAUGGCAGGGUAGUGCUUAUACAAAGACAUUCAAAGAGGAACAC
Messenger RNA from Dichomitus squalens LYAD-421 SS1, 1448 nucleotides. RefSeq names its product amino acid transporter. The transcript is spliced from 10 exons. Gene Ontology annotation, cellular component: vacuolar membrane. Gene Ontology annotation, molecular function: amino acid transmembrane transporter activity. Gene Ontology annotation, biological process: amino acid transmembrane transport. NCBI's taxonomy places the organism in Eukaryota, Fungi, Basidiomycota, Agaricomycetes, Polyporales, Polyporaceae. Bases 16 to 1374 code for a protein of 452 amino acids. The record is from RefSeq and is a predicted model, not a curated record.